GAACCAAAAUUACGCAAACCAAAUUGCAAAAAAGUCUCCAUUUUCACACUCUCCACAGACACACUCUUUAUCACUUUGUUGUAUCAAAAAAGAACACAAAUUUCUCUCUUUCUCUCUGUCUUUAUCUCAACUUUAAACACUUCACAAAGAUUCAGAAGGAAAAAAAAGAUGGUUAAGUCACGUAAACCACCAAGUGGACGUACAAAUUUAGCUUCAUGUAUAGUCGCAACCAUUUUCUUGAUUUUCAUCAUCAUUGUAAUCUUCAUCAUUUACUUCACCAUUUUCAAACCAAAAAAUCCUGUUAUAACCGUUAAUUCCAUUCAACUUCCAACAUUCUCUACUUCUAACAACACGGUUAACUUCUCGUUUUCUCAGUACGUGUCCAUUGAGAACCCAAACCAUGAUGUUUUUGCUCAUUAUGAUAGUUCAUUACAGUUGCUUUAUUCGGGUAAUCAAAUCGGGUUUAUGUUUGUACCCGCUGGUAAGAUUAAUUCGGGUCGGACUCAACAUAUGGCUGCUACAUUUUCAGUUAAGUCUUUUCCUUUAUUAGUGAAUGGUGUGGGACCUACUACAGUUACUGAUGGGUUGAGUGGGUCUCGGGUCGGGCCAAGUAUGGAAGUGGAGUCCAGGUUGGAAAUGGCGGGUCGGGUCAGAGUGCUACAUUUCUUUACGCAUCAUGUUGAGACUAAAUCUGAAUGUAGAGUGGCUAUUUCUGUCAGUGAUGGAUUUGUUACAGCUUUCCACUGUUAAUUUUUUUAGUACUGAGUUUUAAUAUAUAUAUUUUUUUGUUUAGUUAAUUUUUUGUUGUUUGGUGAUGAAUUUUUCAGAGGAAUUGUAAAUAUUGUUUUAUUUUUUUUUUUUUUUGCCACCUGGCAUCCGGUA
Molecule: messenger RNA, 882 nt
Organism: Lycium ferocissimum
Lineage: Eukaryota; Viridiplantae; Streptophyta; Magnoliopsida; Solanales; Solanaceae
Exons: 2
Coding region: 169-750 (193 amino acids)
Source: RefSeq, a predicted model, not a curated record